Molecule: messenger RNA, 1341 nt
Organism: Toxotes jaculatrix (banded archerfish)
Lineage: Eukaryota; Metazoa; Chordata; Actinopteri; Toxotidae
Product: N-acetyllactosaminide beta-1,3-N-acetylglucosaminyltransferase 2
Exons: 1
Coding region: 1-1341 (446 amino acids)
Cellular component (GO): membrane
Molecular function (GO): hexosyltransferase activity
Source: RefSeq, a predicted model, not a curated record
AUGGGCAAAUGCUGCAAAUGCAACAGGAGACUGCUGUGCAUGUGCUUGCUGCCUUGCAUGAUGACUGGCCACCUUCUGGUUUAUGUCAUGGUGUCCAUAUUUGUCACCAUCUCCUACACUCCUCCAAAAAUAAACGUCCACUAUAUUGCCCCAGGGAUUUCCAGUAACUCUUCUGCUUUGGCCUCUCACCCGCUUGGCCCUUUCUGGAACCUUCGUCUGGAGGACAGUGCACUGUGGAACCAGUUGCAGCAUGCUUGGGAUCGUCAACACAAUCCAAUACUGCGAGGAAACACAACUGGGGUAACGGGGAAGCCAAGAGUCAAACUUUUAUCAGAAAUUGAGGAAGAAUGCCUUUCUGACUGCAUGUCACACAAGUGUUCGGUCCCUCGUAUGGAUGAUAUAAACAGCCUGCCAGAACAAAUGAGGGCAUUUAUCAGAUCAAUGCACUGCAGGGAGUAUCCACUCCUUAUCAAUCAGCCUGAUAUAUGUAAGAGGAACAACAUUAGCUUUGGUCUGGAAGGUCCCAUGCUGCUCAUGGCCAUCAAAUCUCAAGUGGGAAACUUUGAAAACAGGCAGGCCAUCCGUGAAACAUGGGGACGCAGUGGUCUGGUGAAGGGGGAAUCAAAUAAGAAAGGCCUAUUAGUGUACACAGUGUUUCUACUUGGAAGGCAGGACUCAAGUACAGGUCCUCAUCCAGACCUCAAAAACCUCCUGGAUCUUGAGAACCAGAAAUAUGGGGAUAUCCUACAGUGGGAUUUUAGAGACACUUUCUUUAACCUGACUCUAAAGGACUUGCUGUUCUGGAACUGGCUUGAAGAAUACUGCCCCACUGCCAUCUUUGUGUUCAAGGGCGAUGAUGAUGUCUUUGUUCGAACAGGUGCCCUUCUGGAUUACCUGCACAAGCAGUGGGAGGAGCACAACCUGUGGAAAGCGUAUACAAAUGAAACCAGCAUGAAUUUGUUUGUGGGGGAUGUAAUCAAUAACGCAAUGCCAAACCGUGAACCAUCCACCAAAUACUACAUACCAGAACGUUUUUACAAAGGCGUCUACCCAUCGUACGCAGGUGGAGGAGGGGUGGUGUAUACUGUCUCACUUGCAUUACGACUGAAAGAAAUGUCAGAGAAGGUGCGCCUUUUCCCAAUUGAUGAUGUGUAUCUGGGCAUGUGCCUGCACAGACUUGGGAUCUCUCCUAGCCAUCACCCAGGUUUUUUAACAUUUGAUCUUCCGGCGACACACAGGAACAAUCCUUGCUCUUACAGUUCUGUUCUGCUCGUUCACAGAAGGACUCCCAAGCAGAUGUUGACGCUAUGGAAGCAGAUCCAGAAUCUUAGUCAAUGCUAA